AUGGAGACCAUUGUCCACGAUUCCGAGCUGUUGACCCACCAUGUCGCGGCGGUCGCCGUUCCCGACUCUCGCCGCUUUAUCGCCGUCCGCGAUGAAAACGGCCUUCUCAUGCUUUUCUCUAUCGGGACGGACGACAAGAUCCACAUCUCCAAGAUCACCUUGUCGGGCCAGCGGCUCGUGCUGGACUUUGGCCUGAUGCUCGGUCUCGAUGAUCAGUACUGCGCCCACGCGAUUGACGUCGUGCAGGACGCGGCGUCGUCGACGCUGUAUAUUGCCGUGGCCACCUCCAUGCCCGCGGGCUCGGGGAGCGCGGUCUAUAUCCUGCGGCCCUUCACGCCGCGCGAGGCGGACCUGGGCUCGCCGUCCACCCGGCUGACGAGCUUCCUCAUGCCGGAGACAGGCAGCCCAGCCCAGCCGCCGCGCAUCUUCUCGAUCUACAUGGGGGUUUCGCGGGCCGGGGCCAGGUUCCCUCCACUGCUGUUGGCAUAUCAAACCGAAAUCCACAAAUCGCAGGACUUGGUCCGUGUGGAAGUCGUUGACGACCAGUCUGGCACUGCACAAUGGGAAUGGGCACGCAAAGACGACAUCGCCCUGCCCGAGAACGCGGCCAAGAUCUUCGCCGUGCAGCCGGUGACCUUUCGGCUGGGGAGCAGCAAGGUGCUGCGAGGGUUUGUCACCCUCUACGAGAUUCAAGGCAGGAUUCUAGAUCCCCUGUGGUUACCGCGUGCUGACCAUGCUCGUGACAUCGCCACUUUGCAAGGCGCCGAAGGAUACACGGAUCUAGUCGUCGGCGGCGCGGGCCUCUAUGCGUUCAAGGGGACAGAACUCGCGGCGCCAAAAAUGAAGCUGAUCGCAACGGACGGGGUGUUCGCCGCCGUCAAGACUCUACAGGUCACCCAGUCGCCGGUAGGCAUCUCGAUCUGGGCGGAGAAUACGGCGCAGGGGAUUGGGUACCUGGAGACAGACCUCGCUCUGGCGCCCUUAAAGCUGCCUGUGCAGGUGAUUCCCGACGGUGCAGGGGGCUACUUCUGCCCCCUGAAGGCGACUGUCAGCGAUCCCGAAAAGUUCAUCUCCGCGUCCCCCGACGGCCACUUGUUGCUUCUGGAACAUGACUCUGUGUCCGGGCUCUGGACCGCGACGCCGUUGGUGACCCCCGCACUCACCAAGAUCAUCGACGUGACCGCGUACAUGACGCAGCUCAUGCCGCUGAGCGCGGCCGGGGUGCCGGUGCUCAGCUCUCCAGUAACGCUGCGGGCCUCCGGCGAGGUUAGUAUUAUUGUGAACGGCCGGCCGGUGGUCGCUACUCCUGGCGGUGUCACGGUGAUGACCGACCAGGCGGGAUACGUGACGCUCGUUAUUCCGACGGACGAUAUCUCCAGCUUCACCUUCACCGUGUCCGCGGUGGGGUCAGAUCCGCAACUAGGCGUGACAGUCGAUCCGUCGAGCCCAGUGCACGAGAGGUUGAGCAAGGCGCUCGAGCAGGACCUUGAGGACGUGACGCUGCCCGACGGGACCCGGCUGAUGCAGGACAGCCCUCUGGACAAGGAGCAGAUCGAUGCAGCCGCAGACGCGUUGAAAGCCGCGUUGAAACAGCGCCAGUAUCUAGUCGCCGGGGUGGCUGACGCCAAUCGCCCGUGGGAAGCGCCCGUGGGAUAUCGGGUUGAUGAGAUCUGCAGCACGCCGCCGGAAGGCAUCAAAGACAUGUUUUGGGACGGCUGGCAUUGGCUCGAGCACCAGGCAGACAAGGUCAUGAGCUAUGUGAUUGACGGAGCUCAGUUUCUGGUCAAGAUCGCUGGGCAGACGUAUCGGUGGGUGAUGAAGACACUGACACAGAUUGCCAAGGCCAUCUCCUGGCUGAUCAAGAAGGCCCUGGAGCUCGGAAAGAAACUUAUCCAGUGGCUCGGUUUUGUCUUUGACUGGAAGGACAUUAAAGCCGCCCAACAGUCGAUUGUCAACAUCGCCAACGACGGUAUCGACUGGGCGGCCGGUAACGUCUCCAAGCUGAGAGACAAGGUCGACACCUUCUUUGCGCAGAUGGAGCAUUCCUUGGGCCAGAAGGAGCGGCCCAGCUCCUCCGAUGUCGACGCUGUCAACGGCAUGGCCGACGACGCGUCGGCCAGCAAGGAUGCGGACAAGGAUAUCUCCCGCCGCUCCGUGACGGCCAACUGGACGCGGUAUCAGUUUGAACAUGGCGGCGCCCGAGACGGUGCGGUGGUGUACUACCCCGGGGACCCCGAUGGGGCCUGGGAUGCCCAGCUGCAGGGCUUCCACAGCCAGUUCGAGGGCCAGGUGGUGCCGUUGCAAACGAAUCUGGUGGACGACUACGGGCCUACCGGCAAACGGUCCCUGUCGACCAAAUCCGCGUUUGAGCGGAUUCUGGCCGACUUUUUGGCGCAGGUGGUUGGGGGCGUGAAAGGUCUAACCAAGAGCGUUUUGAACGGAGUCGAGACGCUCUUUGGCAAGCUGAAGGACUUUCUCAAUGCGAAGAUCGAUAUCCCCGUCUUCUCCGCUCUCUAUAAACUGGUGACCGGGGAUGAUCUGUCGGUCCUGAACGUCAUGGCCUUGAUCAUUGCAAUCCCCGCGACGGUCAUCGCAAAGCUGGUCAGCAAUGCCGCGCUCCCGACCUUCCAGGCGGGCGACUAUCACUCGAUGAUGGACCAAGUAGUGCGCGGCACAGUGGCCGAGCAAGGCCUGCUGCCAUUCAACAAGUUCGCCAACAUCGCAGGCCUCGCCGCCAUGGGCAUCUCCACCCUCUUCGCCGUAGUCUCCUUCGGCGGCUUGCAUAGCGGCGGUCGGCCCCCGUCGACCUCGCCCAGCGCUCCCCUGGCCGCGCUGGCGGCGGCAGCGGCAGCGGCAGGCAAUGGCAACGCCUUUAACUGGGGGGUGCUGAUUGACACUGGCCUGCUGUUCUACCACCUGUUCUCUGUUCCAUCCAACGAGAAACUCCCCGCGCACGUCCUGCGGCUGGCCAGCUGGCUGGUCUCGAUGCUCUCCAGCCUGGUGGCCUUCCUUCUCCAUCUCUCUGCGAAAUUUAUCGGCGAGCUCAAGGAUAAAAUCCGGGCGGUGGUGGAUGUGGUCAUCGAGGUGAUCACCUACGCCCUGGAAAUCACCAUUAGAGUCAAGGAGACCCAGACCAUCUGGGAGGGCAAAGACGAUGUGUGGAGCAUGGUGGACUGUGCAGGCCACACCUUUCUCCUGGUGGGAAUCUCCGGUGGUGCGCUCAAGACCCUUUCCCCUGGACUAGCGGCGCAAUGUAUUGGACUAGGCGGGGGGAUUGGCAUCCUGGGGGUGCACGGCAUCACGUCCUUUGCCAAGGAGAAGUUCUGUGAUCCCCCCAAGUACGUGGGCUCGGCUUGA
Molecule: messenger RNA, 3357 nt
Organism: Talaromyces rugulosus
Lineage: Eukaryota; Fungi; Ascomycota; Eurotiomycetes; Eurotiales; Trichocomaceae
Exons: 6
Coding region: 1-3357 (1118 amino acids)
Source: RefSeq, a predicted model, not a curated record